This is a messenger RNA of Capronia epimyces CBS 606.96, 438 nucleotides long. RefSeq lists its product as uncharacterized. The transcript has a single exon. The record is from RefSeq and is a predicted model, not a curated record. NCBI's taxonomy places the organism in Eukaryota, Fungi, Ascomycota, Eurotiomycetes, Chaetothyriales, Herpotrichiellaceae. The coding region runs from base 1 to 438 and encodes 145 amino acids.
AUGGCGUCCCUAGACAGCGUUGAAGUCGUCAUGGUCGACGUCGAUGCGGAAGGUGAUCUAAUACUCGAAGUCGGCAGAGAACUCAAGAACCAGAUCCAAACUCAAGAGAAGGGAGGUCCGAAACCGACUCCAGUCAUAAUGCGUAUCCGGGUCUCCAGCAAAAUCUUAAGCCUAACGUCACCCGUCUUCGAGGGCAUGCUCACCCGCAGAUCUCGAGAAGACCAGCUUCCACUGGGCCAGGAUAAACCCCUUGUCUUGGAGUUUCCAGAAGAUGCACCGGAGCCCAUGGCAACCCUGUGCAAAGUCUUGCAUUACCACCAAGAUGCCGUCCGCCCCUAUUCGUUCAGGGAAAUGUACGAGGCUACGCUCACCAGCACCAAUUUUGGGUGCACUCACGCGAUGGCACCUUGGUUUCACCGUCAGCUACAUCUCAGGUGA